This is a messenger RNA of Sporothrix schenckii 1099-18, 2334 nucleotides long. RefSeq lists its product as uncharacterized. The coding region runs from base 1 to 2334 and encodes 777 amino acids. Gene Ontology annotation, cellular component: membrane coat. The transcript has 4 exons. The record is from RefSeq and is a predicted model, not a curated record. Gene Ontology annotation, molecular function: clathrin binding. Gene Ontology annotation, biological process: intracellular protein transport; vesicle-mediated transport. Lineage: Eukaryota; Fungi; Ascomycota; Sordariomycetes; Ophiostomatales; Ophiostomataceae.
AUGUUUAUGGCAUACCUUCCUCCACCCUAUUACUCACGCGCGCUCACUAUGCAGGGCAAAGUCGCUGAGCUGCGCCUCGAGCUCAACAGCGGCGGCAAGAAGGACAAGAACUUUGCCGCCAAGAAGAUUGCCCUCAAGAAGAUUGUCGCCAACAUGACUAUGAGCAACAACGACAUGGUCGCCCUCUUUCCGGACAUCAUCGCCUGCAUGCACAUUCAGAGCAUCGAGAUCAAGAAGAUGUGCUUCCUCUUCCUCGUCAACUACGCAAGAAUGCGCCCCGAAAUCGCGAUCAAGGCGAUCCCUGUGCUCGAAAACGACAUGGAGAAUAAUAAUCCCCUCGUACGAGCCCUUGCGCUUCGAACAAUGUCGUACAUUCAUGUGCGAGAGUUUGUUGAGGCCACUGUCCCAAUCGUCAAGGCCCUCCUUCGCGACUCUGAUCCGUACGUGCGGAAGACGGCAGCGUAUUGCGUUGCCAAGCUGUACGACCACGACAAGCACAUGGUAGAGGGUUCUGACCUCAUUGACCGUCUCAACUCUCUGCUCCGCGACGACAACCCGACCGUUGUGGCCAGCGCCUUGGCCGGUUUGAUGGACAUUUGGGAGCGUAGCGAUGCGAUCAAGCUCACCAUCGACUACCACAACGCCUCCAAAAUGGUGGCCAUCCUUCCCGACUGCUCUGAAUGGGGCCAGACAUACAUUCUUGAAGCACUCAUGUCCUACACGCCACAAGAAUCGACCGAGGCUGCUCUCCUGGCAGAGCGCAUCUCCCCACGGCUGUCGCACUCCAACUCGGCUGUCGUCCUUACCUGCAUCCGCGUUAUUCUGUACUUGAUGAACUACAUUUCCGAUCAGAAGCAAAUCACCGCCCUCUGCAAGAAGCUGUCACCACCGCUCGUCACGCUGCUGGCCAAGGGCCCUGAGGUCCAGUACCUAGUGCUGCGGAAUGCCCUACUGAUCCUGCAACGGCGGCCUGAAGUGCUGCGCAACGACAUCCGCGUCUUUUUUUGCAAAUACAACGACCCCAUCUACGUCAAGGUGACUAAGCUCGAGCUCAUUUUCAUGCUUGCCAACGAGAAGAACAUCGACGAGGUCCUCACCGAGCUGCGCGAGUAUGCCACCGAGAUCGAUGUCCAUUUUGUCCGCAAGGCGGUGCGCGCCAUUGGUAAGCUGGCCAUCAAAAUCGAGCCUGCUGCCCGCCGCUGCAUCAACGUCCUUCUCGACCUUGUCGCCACCAAGGUCACAUACAUUGUGCAGGAGGCCACCGUCGUCAUUCGCAACAUAUUCCGCAAGUACCCCAACCAGUAUGAGUCCAUCAUCGGCACCCUUUGCGAGAACCUUGAUUCGCUGGACGAGCCCGAGGCCAAGGCCGCCAUGGUCUGGGUCAUCGGCCAGUACGCCAGCCGCAUCGAGAACGCCGACGUGCUGCUCGAAGACUUUUUGUUCUCUUUUGCCGAAGAGCCCGUCGAGGUGCAGCUUGCUCUGCUGACAGCCACGGUCAAGUUGUUCAUUCAACGGCCGACCAAGGGCCAGGAGCUGGUCCCCCGUGUUCUCAAGUGGGCCACCGAAGAGACGGACAACCCGGACCUGCGCGACCGUGCAUACAUGUACUGGCGCCUGCUGUCGACGGAUAUUGAGGCGGCCAAGCAGAUUAUCAUGGGCGAAAAGCCAGCCAUCACGGCCGAGUCGGAGCGGCUGGACCCGCAGACGCUCGAAGAGAUGUGCCUCAACGUAGGCACCCUCGCCACAGUCUACCUGAAGCCCGUCCAAACCGUUUUCCGGUCAGCACGGCCACGCCGCCUCAUCGAGUCGCCCGCGUUGCAGCGCCCGGUCAACCCCCAGUCUGCCAACGCAUCCCUGCCCCUACCACCAUCACAGCAGCAGCAGCAGCUCUUGCAGCAACAGCAGAGGCUCCAGCAGCUGCAGCAGCAACAACAACAGCAGCAGCAGCAGGCGCUUCUACAGCAGCAGCAGCAAAUGCAGUUCCAGCAACAGCAACCUGGGCAGGCGGCCGGUGAUCUUCUGUACAUUGAUACAAACAAGAGCCUGUCUAUGCUCGGCCACGGCGGACAGCCGUCAGACAUUGACUUGCGCAGCCGUGAGCCGACCGCGGCCAAUAGCAACGGUCACCUCAACAGCAACGGCUUUGCUAGCCCGCAGUCGGCCGUAGACGAGGCCGACGCCUACUUUGCUCAGAUGCGCAUCCAGGAACCCACUGUGGUGGCGCCCGACUCGUUUGGUGGGGGUGACGGUGGUACCCCUGGCUACUUGGUAAACCAGUACGCCGCACAGACGGCAUAUCACCCGACGCAAGGGAACAAUGAUUUGUUGAUGUAG